CUCAUCAUCAACCACCCACCGCAAAUGCAGAUCUAACUGCUCCAACUAAUGAAAGACCGCAGCUUUUAACAUUGUGGAGCGCAAGAAAGGAGGCCGUUCCUCGUCGACGAGCUGAUGCUGCUCUAAGUUAUUGACUCACGGGAAUCCUCCCUCCUCUCAUGCACGUCGCUCUCUGGAUCUUAGUUGGUGAUUCACAAGUUGAGCGAUAUUUAUUCCAUCACCUGCAAGACGCAUGCUGAUGUCUAGUAAUCAAAACGAGCACCGGAGAUGGAGAUGGCAAACCAUGGUUAAAGCAGCGGAGUAGGAUCGAAGUCAACACCCACCCCGGUGGGUACAUAACAGAGCAAGCGUCUUUGUACGAGAAGACAGUGGUUAACGCUCUACACCGCUGCUGCUGCUCGAGGGAUGAGUGAACUCAUCACUGUUCUCAUUUCCGUUGGAGAGUGUCGUCGCAGGAGAAGUAGUGGCCGAAGGGUUUGAGGAAUCGUCGUCGGGAAAUCCAUUUGAGAGUCGACGCUGUUGUAAGGAAGAGGUGGAAGUCCGCGGAAUGGUUGCCGAACGCAGCCCCGAGCUGGAGGAUGAGGUAUAUGUCCUCCUGCAUUCAUCAGUCUCGAUUCUGUUGCACUUCCUCUCUCUGUCCAAAUGUUCUUCUCCUGCAGAGGAAACAAGAUAGUAGGAUGGCAGAUCUGAAGACCAAGGUGGGCAGAGCUCAGGAAGAGCUCAACAAGUUCAGAGACCGGUUGGCCUCCGCUGAAGUCGCCAUGGUUGAUGCCGAACAAGCUCUCGAGAAGGCCAAGAAGCAGGUCUCUACCGUGACCCGAACCUCUGAGGUAGACAGAGAGACGCUUCCUCUUUCCCUGGUGCUCGAACAGACAUCUGAGCCCGAGUCGAAGCCGGAGCCGAACGAUGAUGUUCUCGAAGUGGUAGAGCCAACCGAACCAGUCCAAGAGCAGAACGAACAUGAGGAGGAGGAGGAGGAGGAAGAAGUGACAUUUAUACUGGAAGAGAGUAUGAUCUUUGAGAGGAGAGGUGAAGAAGAUGACGCACACCUCGCUGUAGCUACACGAAGAAAGGAAGAGGAGCUGAAGGUGAAGAUAAGGUCGAUGGAAGAGGAGCUGGAGGGGAGCAAAGAAAAAGCAGCACACCUGGCGGAGCAGUUGGCGGCAGUGGCGGGAGCAAAGGCGGCACUGGAGGUGGAGAUGAAGAAGCUGAGAGUGCAAACCGGGCAAUGGCGAAAGGCGGCGGAGGCAGCAACAGCAUUGCUGGCUGCCGGGGACGGAGCCGCCAUGGACAAACACCAUGGUGCGUAUGUCCGAUGGGGUUGGCCGCUUAUGGCAGGCGAAUUGGAGGAGGAUGGGGUGGUUGGAGGAAGACGGAAGGCGGCCGGAUUUGGAAUGCUUGGCGACCUGUGGAAGAAGGUGGCGCAGCAGAGGCAAGCAGAACCAGUAAGUGGGAUGGAUUAACUGCAGCUCAUGGUUUAGUCUUUAGAUUUGUUCUGUUGCUGUUGUUGAGCCAAGUAAAACACUACCAAGCCAUUGUGAUCUCUGAGACACGUCUAAUUUGAAUACUGAAAUGGAUCAAAUGAUAAGCAUAGGUUACAUAUUUAUUUUACUUCAAG
Molecule: messenger RNA, 1618 nt
Organism: Musa acuminata AAA Group (dessert banana)
Lineage: Eukaryota; Viridiplantae; Streptophyta; Magnoliopsida; Zingiberales; Musaceae
Product: interactor of constitutive active ROPs 1-like
Exons: 3
Coding region: 579-1463 (294 amino acids)
Source: RefSeq, a predicted model, not a curated record